AUGGAAGAUGAAUCGCACAAAAGACGCGAAAAAUCGAUAUCAUUAGUUGAAGUACGUCUACAAGAAUUUGGUACUCAAUUAGAUAAUUUUUUUAAAAAUUCUAAUCAAUCACCUGAAAUCUUACAUACGCUUUUUCAACAAUAUUGUCCAUCAUCAUCAUCAAUAUAUGAAUCAAUUAUAUAUGUUUAUUCGAAUUCAUUAAACAAGCCAAGAAUAAAUAAAUUAUUAAAUAAAACAAUUGAAUAUUUACAUUUAAAUAAUGAUGAAAAUCUUCUUAAAAAUCCGUAUCAUUUAAAAGAAAUAAAAUUCAAUGAACAAAUAGAACAAUGUCAUUUAUUACAUGAUGCUAUUAUUAAAAAUUAUGAAAACAUUUUUCAAUUAUUACUCAAAUCUGGUUUUAAUCCAAAUAGUCUAUUAUCUGAUCAUAAAACACCAUUAUCAAUAUGUGUUGUUACAAAUGCUAUUGAUCCAAGGAAACGUUUGGAAUAUAUUCAAUUAUUAAUUGAACAUGGAGCAAAUCCAAUCAUACGAGAUGUUAAUAAUUCUUCAGCAUUUAAACGUCUUUGUGGAAUGGAAUCGAACUAUCCAAUUGUCUAUAAUUUCUUUCGUGAUUAUCUUCUUUCUGUCUAUCCUGAUCAAAUUGAAUUUGAAUUUAAUGCUGGUCUUCAAAAUGCUUUUUAUAAUUUUUGCAUACCUAUUGUUACUGAUCUUCUUGAACAUGGUGCUAUUUUAAAUGAAUUCAAAAACGUUGAUUCAUUGGAAUAUUUUUUAUCUCAAAUAGCUUCAACUAUUUUUAAAGAACGUCGUUCAAUAUCAUAUAUUGAUUCAUUUAUUUUAUGUUUAAUACAAAUAAUUUUACAUCAUAUUCCAUGUGAAAAUUAUUCAAUAUGUAUUGAAAAAUUUUUUCAAUUAAUUUAUAUACCUGGUGUUUGUUUUGAAGCAAAUAACGAUCCAUGUCAUCAUCCAUCAGUGACAAAUGUUAAAAAAAUUUUAUAUUUAUCUUUUCAUUAUGGAUAUUUAACAAAGACAAUAGCGAAUAAAAUUCGUACAAAAGAUCUUCCAAAGAUAUUAACAAUACCUAUGCAAAAUUCAUUUGUAUUACAAGCAAAACGACAACAAUUAGUUGAUACAUUAAAUCAAUAUUUUGAUGAAUUAAAAAUGAUAUAUCAUGAAAAUCCUGUAUCAUUAAAACUUUUUUCAAUUAGAAAAAUUCGUCAAUCAAUGAUAAAAGUUAAUCAAAAAAAUAUCGAACAAUUAAAUAUAAGUCGACAUUUAAAAAAUUCACUUUUAUUGCAACAAUAA
Messenger RNA from Rotaria sordida, 1302 nucleotides. Lineage: Eukaryota; Metazoa; Rotifera; Eurotatoria; Philodinida; Philodinidae. The record is from the annotation of a GenBank genome assembly.